Tetrahymena thermophila SB210 is the source of this 1430-nucleotide messenger RNA. RefSeq names its product kinase domain protein. Gene Ontology annotation, cellular component: cytosol; nucleus; perinuclear region of cytoplasm. Gene Ontology annotation, biological process: nucleocytoplasmic transport; activation of GTPase activity. The transcript is spliced from 16 exons. Gene Ontology annotation, molecular function: GTPase activator activity; small GTPase binding. NCBI's taxonomy places the organism in Eukaryota, Ciliophora, Oligohymenophorea, Hymenostomatida, Tetrahymenidae. The record is from RefSeq and is a predicted model, not a curated record.
AUUUAAACCCUUCUUAAAAACUGGAAUAUCUAAUUUUUAAAUUUAGAGUUUAAAAAUAAAAAUGAUUUAAUAGAAAAAAUAGUUUACAAACUUAAAUGACUUUCUAUCCUCUUCUCAUGCAUCACAUACUGACAUAGAAAUAAAUAUAAGCAAUAAUCAUAAUUAUUCUUAAAAUUUUGAUUAUUUAACUUCUGCUCUAUAAAAAUGUACCAAUAUCAAAAAUUUGACACUAUCCUUAAUUAACCUUAAUUUAGGUGAUUAAUAAUUAUCAAAUUUGGGUUUAGCUCUAACAAAUUGCUCUUAAAUUACAACUUUAUCGCUUUAAUUAUGUUAAAAUUAAAUUGGACCAGAAGGUGUAUAGAGUCUAAGUCUUUUAUUAACAAAAUAUAACUCUCUUUCAAGUCUAUCACUAAACCUUGUUGGAAAUAGAAUCUAGCAUUAAGGUAUUUCAGAUAUAGGUUAGGCAUUAGUAAAAUGUACUAAUCUAGCAUUUUUGACACUCAUAGUAGAUUAGAAUUAAAUAGGAGAUGAAGGCAUAUCUAAUUUAGGUUAAGCUUUAGAAAAAUGUAUUAAUUUAACGAAAUUAGUACUUGGUAUUGGUUGGAAUAAAAUUGGGCCAUAAGGUGGAUAAAACUUGAGUUCUUCUUUAGCUAAGUGCUCUCAUCUAACAAGUUUAGAACUUUUAUUACAUAACAAUUAAAUAGGCCCAUAAUGUGUAUCAAAUUUAGGUUUAGAUUUAACAAAUUGUUCUAAUCUCUCCACAUUAAAGCUAAAUAUUAGUAAAAAUAAAAUUGGAUCUUAGGGAGCUUCAGAUCUAUGUGUUGGUUUCACAAAAUUUACCUAACUUAAAACCUUAUCUCUUAACUUAUAAGAUAAUCAAAUUUAAUCUUAAGGUGUUAUAGGUUUAGGAUCUGCCUUAGGAAAGUGUACAAAUAUCUCACAUUUGACUGUUAAUAUAAAUUAGAACUAAAUAAGUGAUGAAGAUAUAAUUGAUUUUGGUUCUAAAUUGUCUAAUUGCACUAAUCUUCAUUUUUUGAGUCUUUUUCUCUGUAAUUUAAAUUUGAAGAGUACAUCAGGUUUAAAUUAAAUUUUAAAAUGCUGUAAUAAAAUUUCAACUUUAACACUCUACCUCAGCAACAAUUUAAUUUGCAAUGAAAAUGUAUCGAGUUUAGGCUUAGCUUUAGCAAAUUGCUCUAAUAUCUAAACUUUGACACUUAAUUUAGAUUAUAAUCAAAUAGGGAAUUUGGGUGCAAAAAAUUUAAUUUCUGGUUUAGUAAAGAGUGCUCAUCUCUUAAAAUCAUUACUUUAUCUUCGUUACAAUUAGGUUGAUGAACUGCAAAAGAAGAAAUUGAAAAAAUAGAUAAUUAAAGCCAAGAGAUUAGUUAUUAAUUUUGCAUUUUUAUGAUAAUAUAAAUAAAAUUAUAUUGUUU